Molecule: messenger RNA, 3753 nt
Organism: Magallana angulata
Lineage: Eukaryota; Metazoa; Mollusca; Bivalvia; Ostreida; Ostreidae
Product: SUZ domain-containing protein 1-like
Exons: 5
Coding region: 157-624 (155 amino acids)
Source: RefSeq, a predicted model, not a curated record
AAUUCUACUUUUCAAAUCUCAUUUCCAGCAUGUCGCAAAACAUCAUUUGAAAUGAAACGAAAAUAGUUUCAAUUUGUCGACUACCACCCAUUUCUUAUCGAAUGUGCCAACAAAUUAUAUUCUAGACAUUCAAAAGUUUUUAGAUUUAGCGUUGAUAUGGCAGAAGAAGCUAAUGGAGAGGUUCUAGAUAGCUGGGAGGAGUUUGAAGAUAAUGGGGAUCUUGACAAGAAACUUGAGGAAAUGAAAUUGAAGGAUUCUAAAAAGACUGCAUCUGAAGCAGUUGUAGUAGAGGAUGGUAAUAGAACUCAGUACACACCUCAAGUUCGCAUAUUGAAAAGGAAAUCUGACGCACACUCGACAGCGGCACAUGGCACAAGAGCUAAUAAUAAGCCAACAAAAACUUUGGAACAGCGAGAGGCAGAGUAUGCUGAAGCAAGGAAGAGAAUUUUAGGAUCGACAUCAUCAACAGAAGUGAAGGAAGAAACCAUGAUAACCAAUAAUAGACCACCUAGACUUAUGCAUUUGGAUGAAGCACGACAGAAUUUAAAUAAUAACUGUUCAGUAGCCAUUUUACGACAACCCCGAGGACCUGAUGGAACAGAUGGGUUUGAUCAGAAGGGCUAACCUUGGCAAAGAAUUUUUCUUGGAACUCUCAAAUAGUGUAUUACUGUCAAAUACUCAGUCCAGCGCACCCCAGUCCCUGCUGGCUGUCCUCCGAAUACAGCGCCGAGCUUAAUCCGACCGCAGGCACAGAAAUCGUGGUCAGCUGUCCCAUUCAAGGCUUAGCAUGCUCUCCCAACAAACUGCUACAGUGUGGACCAGUAUAGCAGCUUCUGCCCUUAACCCCCAAAGCAGUAGAUACACUGCAGCCUUCAAUGCUGUUAGAAAAUAUUAUUGUCUGAAGAGAGUCUUUCUAGCAAGAUACUACAUGUACAUGCAUCAAGAUAUUUGCAGUUAUUUGUGGUGUACAUGGGGAAAUGGUCCCAAGGACAAAUGCAUGUUGAUUUUCAAGCUAUGCUAAGGUGCCUUACGUAUUAAUAUGAAUUGUCAAAAAUAUAAGGGACACUUAAAUUUGGCUCAAAUUUUGAGGGCAGCUUAUUGUAAAUAAUAAUCUAUAGAAUAAAUCUUAUUAUUGUUUUAACAGUGAACAUGUAUUUAUAAUUAUUCUGUAAACCAAAAAGAUAGACGUCUUUUUUAAUUAUCAGCUAAACCACAUCUUCAGAAUUUGAGUCAAAUACAUGCAUGACGUAAGUAGAUACACAAAAACUGUUUUUGUAAGUUUUGUAUCUUUCAAUAUCGAAAAGAAUCAAAUUAUUCUAAAUUUAAAUUGACAGUUUUGUGUACUUAAUAGAAAAGUUUGUUUUAAUUCAUUUACUAUCUGUAUUUUAUUUUUAUGAACAGUUUUGAUUUUUACCUCCCACCUGUACAUAAGAAGUUACUAAACCUGUUGUAUGUACGUAAGUGUAAUGAAUGUACAUAAAUCAGAAUUCAUAAGCAUGAAAUGAAGCGUAAAGUUUCCACAAAACCAAUGUUUUUCAAAUGAAAAAUUGUUAUCUAUAACAUUUUGGUGAAAUGAUGAAAUCUGGUGUUGCCAUUUGGACUUGACUAAUCACCGCAACUCGGCUUUCUUAUUUAAACUUAAAAUGGUGUAGAUGGUAAACAAAAGUAAUGAUUUAAAAAUUAAGAUAUUCAAUUUAAGUGUAUAAUGAAUUUGUAUUAAUUAGUGGUUGAAAGCAAGCUAAAAUGAUAGCUUGGUCUCACUUCUUUUUUGUCCAAGAUGGGACAGGGAGUUAUUAUAAAAAAUCAAUCUUGUGAUUCAAAGACCAUUUUAAGAACAUCCGAUUUUUCACAUUUCAUAUACUGUUGUUCAUUACUAUUAAGGUGGCAAUGUCAUGGUUUUGUUUAAAGAAUUUUUUUCCAUAAUGAUUUUUAAUGUUUACAAUGUUUUUAAUGUAUUUCUAAUAGUCAACCAAAAUUUGAGUGUCAGCCACAGAGUUAUAAACCAGAGCUCACAAUCCUUUGUUAUGUAAACAAACUUUACAAAGCUCAGGUCAUGUUUUUAUUUACAUUUUAUAUGUUUAGAAUAAAAUUCCAGGUUUAGGCCUAAAAGGAAUGACAAACAUUAGGAACUGUUCAAAAUGAAUUAACAGAUAGCAAAAUCAGCUUGAGAAAGAACUUUUACUGAUAUAUUGAACCUAUAUAAGCUAAAAACAUGGCAUAUGAGCCUUUUUAUGUAAGGAAGAAUUGUGAGCUCUGUAUCUUGCUUAAAACUCUAUGACUGACACUCAGUUCGGUUAAUAAUUAGAAAUGCAUAUCUAAAGCAUUGAAGACAACAAGAAAUGUAAAAAUAAGAUUUGACCAAAUUCGUGACCUUGCGCCUUUAAUUGGCCUAAACUUUUGCAGAGUUUUGUUUCAAAAGUUUAUUCAGUAAAAUUUUUGUUUCCUAUUUUACUUCAUUGAAAAUUGAUCUUGUGGAUCUACUCUUAACAAAAUCCAUUAAAAUUGGUGCACAACAAAUAAUUAUUAAAGCACAGUAUCAUGACUGCACAUAAUUAAACCACAUCUUUAAGUCUUAAAAAGGAAAGUAAAUAUUUUCCUCUUAUUUUAGCAUUUUAAACCGUCAUUCUUGAUUUUGUUUAUGCAUUGUCCAUCAGCAGUAUAUAUGUUUUGCAUACAUUGUUGAAAAUUCUGAUGUUAAAAUUUAUGAUAUAUGUAUUGUCACAUUUUAUUAGUCAAGAAACUAACAUGUGACUUUACAACUUCUCGGCCUUACCAAUAUAGUACUUAAAAUACUUUGAAUGUAAUGCAGAUGUAAAAUUUUGUACAAAAUGAAUUAGUUUAAAACGGCUUGACGCAGUUGAAUAUCUGCUAUGUUUUAUAUAUAAUACAGAUGUAAACAUGGCAGAUAUUCAACUCCGUCAAGCCAAUUUAAACUAAUUCAUUUUGUACAAAAUUUUACAUCAGUAUUACGUAAAUUCAAAGUAUUCUAAGUACUAUAUAUAGGUUAGAUCUUUAGAUAUUAUAAAGUUUACAUGUUUACAUGUAAACUUUAUAAAAUCUAAUGAUCUAUAGCUCUAAGCACACAGAUUAUUGAUUAAUUAUAUCAAAUGAAAGUUAAAAGGAUGGUUACCAUGGAUACCUUUGUAAUAGUUAUACAUUCAAGGUUUCGUUUACAGUUGACAGAAAGGCCAGAUAAGUUGCAAUGACAGUAUUCAUUUUACAUACAAAUGUACCUGAUUGUGUGACACAUGUCUGUUUGCUUGUACUGGUUUGUUAAUUACGUAAUGACAAUUUGCAAUAUUGUGUAUAUGUUCAUUCUUAUAUAUUUUUUGAUAACAUGUAUCUAAAUAACUGAUUAUAACUCACCUAGAAGUAAUUAACAUUAUUUUAAAUUUUAAUUUGGCUCUCAUAUCAACUGUAUACAACAUUGAAGUUCUUGUUAAAUAGAUUAAUUACCGUAUCUUGAAUUGUAGCAAGACAUUGCAAAUAUUAUCAUUAAUGCUAAAGCAUCUAAUGAAUUGAGUUUGGAUUGAUUAUUACUUUUUUUGUGCAAGUACUUAAAGAUUGAAUAUGCCAUGCCAUUUCAUGUUGAAGGUAUACAUGUAUCAAAUACAUGUUAAUUAAACUUGCAGGUGAUAAGAAUGAUGACAGCUUGGAGCCUUUCAUUAUAUGUAUUACAGUUGAAGAAUGAUAGUAUAAUAAAGUAUUCACUUAAUGUUUGUAUCACUGAAUUAAUAAAAAACCUUUUGACUA